This is a messenger RNA of Colius striatus (speckled mousebird), 7104 nucleotides long. RefSeq names its product sprouty RTK signaling antagonist 3 (gene SPRY3). Gene Ontology annotation, biological process: negative regulation of MAP kinase activity; negative regulation of Ras protein signal transduction; animal organ development. Lineage: Eukaryota; Metazoa; Chordata; Aves; Coliiformes; Coliidae. The transcript is spliced from 2 exons. Gene Ontology annotation, cellular component: cytosol; membrane. The record is from RefSeq and is a predicted model, not a curated record. Bases 400 to 1320 code for a protein of 306 amino acids.
GCUCCGGGAAAGGCGAGCGGCAGAGAGAGGGAGAGAUGCUAACGGGCAGCCAGAAACCCCUCCCUCCCUCCCAUCCUCCGCGCUGCCCCCAUUCACAAGGAGCGCCGGGGACCCGCCUGCGUUCACGCACCGGAGCCGGGCAGCCCUCCCGGGCUCCCCGCCCGGCCCCGCUCCCCGGGGCGCGGAGCACGGCCCGGUUGCGGGGCCGGGGGGGCGGGCGGUGCCCCGCGUCCAUGCUCGCCGCCGCUCGCCCUUAGGUAGCCCAAGCUCCCGGGCCGGGCCGGUUGCCCCGGGGCUGGCUCCCCGGCCGGGCUCGGCGCUCGGAUGGACCGGCGGAGGAGGCGGCGGCGGGGAUUUUUAGAUGUGCUCUGAUGCCGCAGGGUCUCCUCACUCCUGGAAAUGCAGCUCUCUUCCAGCGUGGCUGAACUCAGCUGUGACGAGACCAUGGACCCACCCGCUGAGGACUUCCAGCAGGUUCUGUCCCUCGACCAGAUCCGCUCCAUCCGUGCCAGCAACAACUAUGUGGAGAGACCGGCUGCCUGCUUCCAGCAAACCCGCUCCAACCCCUCCCUGUCCCAGCCACAGCACAAGCAAGAGUGGUCCCAGGACCGCCUGGCGUCUUCCACCUUCCAGGACCUGCACCGCAGCCACAGCCAACAGCACCAGAUGCCGCCUCUGCAGCAGCACAUGAGCCAUUCCAGCACCGCCAGCUCCGUCUCCCAGAGCACCACGGCCUCGGACCAGCGCCUCCUGAGCAGCCUCACGCCCUCCCACUCCGGCCACUCUCUGAUCCGGACGCAGCCCAGGCCCGGGGAGCUGAAAGCCGAGGAGUCCCCGCUGAAGGGGGUGACGGAGAAGCCUCCCCUUCACCCCGGCCACCUCUUCAUCUGCGAGGAGUGCGGGCGCUGCAAGUGCGGGCGCUGCACGGCCGCCCGCAGCCUCCCCUCCUGCUGGCUCUGCAACCAGCGCUGCCUCUGCUCCCCCGAGAGCCUCCUCGACUACGGGACUUGCCUCUGCUGCGUCAAAGGCCUCUUCUACCACUGCUCCACCGACGACGAGGACACCUGCGCCGACGACCCCUGUUCCUGCGGGCCGGGGUCCUGCUGCGCCCGCUGGGCCGCCAUGAGCUUCCUCUCCCUCCUCAUGCCCUGCCUCUGCUGCUACUUUCCUACCCUGGGGUGCCUCAAACUUUGCCAGCGGGGUUACGACGGCCUGAAACGACCCGGCUGCCGCUGCCAGAGCCACACCAACACGGUCUGCAGGAAGAUCUCCUCCUCCAGCGGCACGCCUUUCCCCAAGACGCUGGAUAAGCCGGUAUGACCCUCCCGGGGAGGAGAAGCUUUGUUCCUCUUCCUCACCCUCCUCAUCAUCCCUCUACCCUCCUCCUCCUUCGGCUCCCUCCGCUCUGCUGCGCUCCCCACUUCCCACCACCACGUCCCGGGAAUGAGAUGGGUGAACUGGGGGUGCCCCAGCCCCGGGGAGCACGGGGAGGCUGCGGGGCCAGGGCGGCUGGCACGGAGCUGCCGGGAAGCGGCGGGUUUGCACAGGCGGGUGAGGGAGCGGCAGAGGCAGAGCGAGCAGCAGGCCCCGCGAGGAAAGGCGGCCGGGGGCACUCAGGACUCGGCUCUCAGAGGGAUUUGGGAGUUGCUGUCCCGUGGUGUGGCCCUUUGCAAUGUGGGGGAGAAGCAGGUCGGCACAUCCCCCCUGCAAGAGUCAUCCAGGAGCCAGACUUCCUUCUCCCUCUCUCCCCUUAUCUCUCUCCAGCACUUUUUGUGGGUGGCUUCUCUCACGUGGCCAUGGUUCCCUUUCCCCAAGGGGGUGACCCCCGUGUGCUGUGGGGUCCUACCAAUGGCAGAGGCUUGGAAGCCACUGGGAGAAGCAAGAAAGCUUCAAAAUGAGGUGGCAUCGUAUUUUUUUUCCGUCUCAAAGAGGAAGGGAAGGUGUGGGAAGCUUUAGAAACCUUCUGGCAGGGGAAGGAGUUAUGGGAGGCAGCCCAGCCCACUCGCUUCUGCCCGACUGCAGCAAGGGAAAGGUCCCCUCUGGGAUUUGGCUGAGAACUAGGAGCUGGUUUCAAAUUGCCAUUCAUCUCUCAAUGCCUUGAAGGGCUGCCUCCAGAGCACAAGCCCUGGUGGGAUGGCAGCUGCCACCCAGCUCCUUCCCACUGCCGAGCAGAUGUCACAGGCACCAGCUCUGUGCUCGAGCCCCGAGAGCCCCGACCUGGUACCUUCCACCAGCACUGAAUUCACUUUAAAAAACACAAAGUAACCCCCAAACCCAACUGUCAAGAGCUGCCACUGGUGCUGCUCUCCCUGGCAAUCGGCACCGGCCCCGGGGCACUCCCUGGAGGUGAUUUCCGUGGCUCCUGUUGCAAUGGAGGGAAGCAAAGAGCAGAAGGAGGUGUCAAAAGCUGGGAGCUCAGCCUUCCUCCCCCUGCAGAAGUUGCCUUGGAGUCCUCCCUUCUCUUCCCUUGGCCCACCAAGCCUGCUGGCAUUGCCUUGGCAUCCUGCAGCGCCAAACUGGAGAUGGGUCUGACCCAAGCCCCGGGGCUGGGCCAUCUGCACACCAGAAGGAAACCUGGAGCAGGGUCAGCGCUUCGUGCUUUACUUGCUGUGAUGAUAAUGAGCCCAACACAGUCACUGUGGUUGGAAGGAGCUCGUCCUGGUCCUGGACUCAGCCCCAUCUCCAUUGCAACCGCCCGGUGGCCCCCGUUGCCCUGGGCUGGUUUGGAGGCGGGCUGGUGUCCCAGUGCUCCUCUCUGCCUUCCUCCUCUGAGGUGUGUGAGUGCAGAGGGAAGUGAAUGGUUCCCCUGGAGAAAUAUAUGCAAUGUGUCCCUUGGCUUCCACCGAGUCCCUGCCAUCCAGGGCUCGCCCUUUGCUUUCCCUCGGCCACCUCUUUCCGUAGAGUUCUGUGGAUCUAUUUUUGUAUAUAUAAAUAUAACGUUAGGAUGGGUAGGUCUAUUACUAAUAAUAUUCAUGAUACUGCUGUGAAUGGUGCCAGAUGCAAGGUUUGGCUUCCUGGUACACUUGCACAUGCUGGAAGGUGAUGAUUUCCCAAUCUGUUUAUUGCUAAUCCUAAACCUUUAGUUCCUGGGUAGUCGGGAGAGGGGGGUUUAGGGAUGGUCCUGGGAAGGGUCUGCUUUGCAGAGGGAAGGUGUGAUUCAGUGCUGGCCGUGGGCUGAGGCAGCAGGCAGACCCUCACGGUGGGAUUCCUCUCUCUGUACCAUUUGCCAUCUGAAAAUCGGGGCUGAUCCGAGCUCCUUCUGUUGCAGAGAGGAGCAGUUCCAGGGAGUGAUUCAUCCCUCCUGGAAACGUUAUUCAUGAGAUGAUGUUCUGGCAGGGCCUCUUGCCCUGCACUCAGAUGGGACCCAAACACUGAAUCGUGGUUCCCUGGGGAAGGGGAGAUGGAUCCCAUCCCUGGUGGGAAGUUUGUGCCUGGGGCACGGCUGAAGUCCUCACCCUGCUUUCCCUGGGCGAAGGCUGAGACCCCAGCAAGCUGUGGGGAAUCCAGGAUGAUGCUCAGGGUGACAGUGAGGAUCUCCUGGUGUUAGGAAGGGAGAGGGCCAUGUCUGUGCAUCUCACACACCCUCUGAGGCCAGCUCUAGGCUCUGGAUUCAUUUGGGUUUUAAGGCCAUGCCUUUCUCAGAGGCUGCCCUGUAGGUGUGCACACCCCCAUGACAUCAGGCUGUGUCUCAGGGGCAGCAGAUAUAAACCACACUGCAAACGUAUUUAUCCAUGUGCUGUUUGGCUCCUGACUUCCAGGAGAUGCUUGGGGGAGAGACUUCCACCCAGAGGCACCUUUCCUUUUGAACACUCCCUUCACUCUUCUAUUGGUGCUGAUGAAACUCCUUCUUCCUACAACAUGGAAAACUUUGUUUUCAGGGAAGAAAGGUCCCUUUUUCACUGAGGAUUUAGGGAACUAUUUCACUGGAGUGAGAGUGUGAAAUAGUUCAUUGAAACUUUCGAAAGAAAACUAAUGAACAGAAUUUUCCAACUUGCUCUACUUUGAUUUAGGUGGGUUUUUUUUUCUUUCUUUCCUCCUCCUUUUUAAAUGGAUCCUGCUUGUAAAUUUAGUUACCACCUCUGUAUCUUUGCAAUUCAUUGCUUCCUCUCCUGAUGGUGGAAUGACUCAACAUGCGAAGCUUCAUCAUUUUUUUGCAUGGCCUCCCGAGUCAUGCAAGCGUGAGGUGACCUCCCCCAGGUGCUGGGGCUGUGGGAUGGAUGAGGAGAUGGCUGUCCACAUAGCAGCUCCCCAGAGCCAGUUUUGCUUGGCAGCAGCCUGCUGAGGCGGAGCCCUGCACUGCUCUUGCAGCAGAUUCACCUCCAGGGCCUGGGAGGAGGCCAGCGCUGCUGCCAGUGGCCUUCUGGGCUGUUUCUGGGUGCGUGCACAGGUCCCAUUGCUACCAGGGAAUGUGGCCACAGCCUGGGUGCAGGGCUGGAGAGUCUUGCACCUCUCAUCUCCAAGAAAGGACAAACCUGAGGGAUGUGUUUUAGGGAUCAUGGCCCAUGUGGAAGGGAAUGGGAGCAGAGGAGAGCCCUGGGUGGGCACUGAGCUCUGCCAGAGCAGCACAUGGCUCGGCUUUGUCUGUGCUCAGGGCAAAAUGCAACGCCACAUCCAGGCCUUGCAGCUGCAUGGCUUCGAGAAAUUCAGAGCUGUUGGCCUCUGCCCUGCUUGUAGGGGCAAGUGGCUUCAGGUGGGGCUGCUGCUUCCUACUCUGUCUGGGGGAGUCCCAGCGAGCUCUCAGCAGAAAGAACAGGUUGAGAUUUGCCAGAAGCUCUCCAAGGAGCUCAGCUCUGAUUGCCUGAGCUCCUCUGGCUGUGAGUAUCUUCUGAUCAUGUUGGCUCCUUUCUUUCCUGAGCUUUUCCUAACAUCUUCAGAGCAGAUCCAUCCUGCUCCCUGCCCACCUCCCGCUGCCAGAUAGUUUGGUUUCCCUGCAGAGAGGGCUCCAAUUUUUCGUUGGGGUUGUGAGCCCCUUUCCUGCCCCACCCUGUAAUGACUCAGAUAACAUCUGCUCCAGAUGUUUGUUUGUAGCUGCUUAGCCUGGCAGUUUGGGUUUCUCUCUGUCGUGACGUGUCUUUUUUGGUUUUCUUCUGGGAGAGUCACAUGCUGAGUCCUCUGUUUUCCCUGUGCCCCUGGGAUUUGACAAGGAUGGAGGGAGCAUUUCUCUCUGUUGUGUGUCUCUACUGGUUGUGGGUUCCUUUGCCAGGAAACGUGCAGGGCUGUAGGGCAGAUUUAGUCUGGGAAAUAGACACUCAGGUGCCAAAGGAGCAGGAGGCAGGAGCUACUGAGCAAGACCUCAGCUCCCUUGCUCUGCUCCCCGUGCAGGAGCCUCCUCUUCACACCCAGACCUCCAAAGCUCAGUCCACACACAGAGCUCCCCUGGUGCUUGCUUUCUCCAAGGCUUCCCUUGGUCCUUUCUUGCAAAUGUGGGAUCAUUCCCAGCACAACUGAGGAGGGGGCACUGGGGACCAAACUGGAGUCUCCUUCCCAUCCCAGCCCCAUAACUCUCCUGGUGGAAGGGCAGGAGUGGUCCUUGGGCUGCUGGAAGCAUCAGCCUGGGAAACACAAAUGCCAGCCAAAUACCUUAAAGAACACAGGGGAAGAUUUUUUGGGACUCUACGCUCAGAUUCCCCUAAAAUUCCAUUGAGUUAGCUCUUCCCCAUCCCCGUGUGUGAACCCAAAGGCUGUUGGGCAAGCGUCAUUGACUAAAACCUGCCAAAGCCCAGAGUAGCAGCUCAUGAGCAGCUGCUUUGGAGAGGUGAGCAGAGGGGUGAGAGGAGCUGCUGUGAGGUUUGCAGGCCUGCACUGCAUGAGGAAGGAGCACACUGUGCCCCAAACUCCCUGUUUCCAGCACCCCUUUGCUCAUUUGCUCUGUGUCUCAGGGUGUUUGUAGAGAGCCGGGAGGUCUUCAGGUAUCGGAAGGUCCAACUUUUCUGUGAUCAGCAUGUGAGGAAAGUAGCAGAUGAGAGACAUACCCCCCUGCCCCAAAGCCCAUUCUUGGUGUUUAUAGGAUCCAGCUCAGCCUUGCCUCCUUGAGGAGCCCAUGGGACACAGACCUGCUGGAGGCUGCUGGUGAGCAGCUGGUCCAUGUGGGCUCAGUCUGUUUUGGGGUAUUUCUCAGUGGGCAUCGGGAUCUCUUGGAGCUCGUGCAGGUGAGGGUUGUUUUGCUGCUUGGGGAGAUGUUGCAGAAGAAUCCCCUGAGGGCAUAAGGUUUGCAGGGGGGCUGUGGGUAAGAGGGAUGUAGGAUGGGAAGAGAUCCCACGGGGCAGAGCACACGUGCGAGGGCCGGGCCAGGGGAAGCGGCGCGAGGUCUCCCGCUGGGUCUCUCUCCUGCUGCACCUUCCUGCAGCACCCCAAAGGGCUUCAGCAUGAGCAGGACCAAACCCACCCCGGGCAACUGGCCUGGCCUUUGGGGGAGUUGGCUUCUCACACCCUCUGUCCCAACAGCAGCAUCAGCCAAGAGGCACGUGGUCAUCCCAGAGCUGGCAUGGCCGGUCUCCUCCUGCCCCGUGCUCUCCGCCUUCCCCUCCCUCCCUUCCCCUGCCCAUCCCUCGGGCCUUGGCAACGCUCUGUGGGCAGUCCCUGGCCUCGUGGCCUCCUGCCUCCCCAGGUGCCCUCAGCACAGAGUUCUCUCCUUUGAAGAUGGAUCACCUUUGGCUUCAAAGGAGGGUGUCAUACCAAGAACCGAAGCCUCUUCAUCCCCGUUGCGUUGGUACAAAGGCCGUUCUGUACAGUGUAUAAAGAGCUCCCUCCCUGGCUGUCUUCACCUGGGUUCCUUUCAAUAAGGUAUAAUAUAUGUUUAUAACCUGAUGGCUGGUUUGGGUAGUUUUUUUUGACAAUACUCUUGUACCUUUUAAGGGAAAAUAAAAGAAAUAGUUACAAGAAAAAAGAAGCAACCAAAGUAUUUAUUUGAAAAGUUUAUUUUAAAGAUAAGGGGAAAAAAAAGAACCUAUUUAUUUUAAUGCACCCUCUUCUGUUUGGUUUUCUUCUCUUGCAAAGCUAACAACUGUUACUGAACCACUGCUGAGAUGAAAGAAGUAAUUCUAUGGGUGGCUUCACAAGCCCACUUAGAGCAACUAUUCAAUAAAAAUAUAUAUUGAUUUUGAA